Molecule: messenger RNA, 516 nt
Organism: Galeopterus variegatus (Sunda flying lemur)
Lineage: Eukaryota; Metazoa; Chordata; Mammalia; Dermoptera; Cynocephalidae
Product: lymphotactin-like
Exons: 3
Coding region: 12-356 (114 amino acids)
Biological process (GO): cellular response to tumor necrosis factor; monocyte chemotaxis; inflammatory response
Cellular component (GO): extracellular region
Molecular function (GO): CCR chemokine receptor binding; chemokine activity
Source: RefSeq, a predicted model, not a curated record
AGACCUCAGCCAUGAGAACUCUCAUCCUGGCCUUCCUUGGCAUCUGCUGUCUUGCUGUGUAUGCUGUGGAAGGUGUGGGAAGUGAAGUCCCAGAUAAGAGUAUUUGUGUGAGUCUAACUACCCAGCGACUGCCAGUUAACAGAAUCAAGACCUACACCAUCAAGGAGGGCUCCAUGAAAGCAGUAAUUUUUAUUACCAAACGUGGCCUAAAAGUCUGUGCUGAUCCUCAUGCCAAUUGGGUGAAGGCAGCAGUCAAGAGCGUGGACAGCAAGUCCAAAGCCAGAAGUAACGUGAUGCAGACCAGGCCUACAGGAACCCAGCAAUCCACCCAUACAACUGCAACCUUGACUGGGUAGUGGCCUCCUGGCACCCUGUCCCCUCUCUAGCCAGCCAGCUCAUUUCACUUUCCAGGCUCACAGACUAAUUAGGUUAUACUCACCUUUUACAAAAAUGCUGCAUGAGUCAAGUUAUUUUCUUGUAUUUUUAUUUUUUAAUGUUUUUCUUAUUCCUUUAUAU